This is a messenger RNA of Pristis pectinata (smalltooth sawfish), 2595 nucleotides long. Its product is annotated as alpha-parvin. NCBI's taxonomy places the organism in Eukaryota, Metazoa, Chordata, Chondrichthyes, Rhinopristiformes, Pristidae. Gene Ontology annotation, cellular component: focal adhesion; actin cytoskeleton; cytoplasm. Gene Ontology annotation, molecular function: actin binding. Bases 265 to 1380 code for a protein of 371 amino acids. The record is from RefSeq and is a predicted model, not a curated record. The transcript is spliced from 13 exons. Gene Ontology annotation, biological process: actin cytoskeleton organization; establishment or maintenance of cell polarity; substrate adhesion-dependent cell spreading.
CGACACGUCCCACUCCGGAGCGGGGGCAGUGGAGGCCGGCGGGGUGCGGGAAUGGGCAGGGUGUGUAUCAGGCCCGGAGCUGAGACUGGGUGGGAGUGGCGCUUUGGAGACAGGCUGGGCUCCCUUCUAACGCUGGAAUUCGGAACUCGGGGCGAAUUCCGUUUCCGUUCGCUGAUUCUGCGCUAAACCUGUGUGUGUGUGUGUGUGUGUGAGUUCAGAGCUCAGCCUCCGACCCGGGCAGCGCACGGAUCCAGUCCCCACACCAUGGCCAGUUCCCCGCAGAAAUCUCCGUCCACUCCCAAAUCCCCCGUUCCCAAAUCCCCUUCCUCCAGAAAGGACGAAUCUUUCCUGGGCAAACUCGGCGGGACUCUGGCCAGAAGGAAGAAAGCCAAAGAAGUAUCCGAGCUGCAGGAAGAAGGGAAGAAUGCCAUCAACCUGCCUCUCAGCCCCAUUCCCAUUGAGUUGGAUCGCGAGGACACCGUGUUGGAGGAGAAUGAGGUGCGCACGAUGCUCGAUCCCAACUCCAGAAACGACCCCAAGCUACAAGAACUGAUCAAGGUUUUCAUAGACUGGAUUAAUGAUGAGCUAGAGGAAGAGAGGAUCAUUGUGAAGGAUUUAGCUGAAGAUCUCUACGAUGGUCAAGUCCUACAGAAGCUCUUUGAGAAGCUGGAGGGAGAGAAAUUAAAUGUGGCGGAAGUGACACAGUCGGAGAUCGCCCAGAAACAGAAACUACAGACUGUCCUUGAGAAGAUCAACGAAACCCUCAAGUUACCACCGCGGAGUAUCAAGUGGACGGUGGACAAUGUUCACAUGAAGAGUCUGGUGGCAAUUCUCCAUCUCCUGGUGGCUGUCUCUCAGUAUUUCAGGGCACCCAUUCGGCUCCCUGAUCACGUCUCUGUCCAAGUUGUGGUCGUCCAGAAAAGAGAGGGAAUUCUCCAGUCUCGGCACAUCCAGGAGGAAAUCACAGGCAAUAUCGAGGCUCUGUCGGGGAGGCACGAGCGAGAUGCCUUCGACACGCUCUUCGAUCACGCUCCAGACAAACUCAACGUUGUCAAAAAGACACUGAUUACGUUUGUGAACAAACAUCUGAACAAACUGAAUCUGGAAGUCACUGAGCUGGAAACCCAGUUUGCUGAUGGUGUCUAUCUCGUGUUACUAAUGGGGCUUGUGGAGGACUAUUUCAUACCUCUGCACAACUUCUUUCUCACCCCGGACAGCUUUGAGCACAAGGUCCACAAUGUGUCUUUCGCCUUUGAACUCAUGCAAGAUGGGGGUUUGGAGAAGCCCAAGCCUCGAUCGGAAGAUAUCGUGAACUGCGACCUGAAGUCCACGCUGCGCGUACUCUACAACCUGUUCACAAAAUACAGGAAUGUGGAGUAAAAUGGGAACCUGUGCACCAAGCCCUCACCCUCCAGGGACCCGCUGAACAUGCAGCCACACUCACGGGAGCCCUGAGCCAAGCGAUGACCCAGAAAACCAAUCACCGUCUUGCUAAAACAAUCGAUGAGUCAUGUUUCAAGGUUCUUGUCGGUUGCAAAAAUGUUUUAAGUCUGUUUUCGAUAUAUGUGUAUAUAAAAACAAGCACUUGAGUUACGAAGAGCAGAAGUAUUGGUGCCAGUACCUUAACGAUUAACGUGUUUCUUUCUCACAUGAAGUGUAAUUUGGUUAUUGUAGAAAAUCUCCCCUGGAAAUAGGAAAUGAGAUUUCCAAACAUGCCAGUGUUAUGAGUACUAAAGACCUGUUACAGAUUGGAAGAGUUGCUCAGUUUCACAGUCAAGCCCCUGAAAUUUCCAUGAUUGAGCUAAUUAGAGUUACAGUUUCAGAGUAUUUAUUGACAGCACACGUCAGUCAGGAACUGGAAGUGGUACCGCAACCAAAUCAGUAGGCUGACAAAGCAAAAAUUGAUUUAAAGAGUGGUUUGAACUGAAACUACAGCAACUUCUCCCAGCAAAAACAGAGACAUUUCUCCAGAAUGCAGUGAGUGGAGGAUAGUUGCAUGUAAAAUAUGUGCAAAAAGUCAAUCUCAAAUCAUGUACGACAAUGUAGGCUUCCAGUAUGAAGACAAAAGAGAAAUGUUGGCUCCAAGCCUGAUUGACAAGAGAAUUAUCCAGUCGUCUGUGUCCUGAUGAGCUGUGGCAUUGUCACUCCAUGCAACCUUAUUUUUAUGUUUGGAUUGUCUCCGUUUAAAAUAAAUGUUGUUAAACAAAUAAGCCACGUUACUGGGACAACCUUCUGUAUAUGGAAACACUGCUGGGAUUAGUUGUCGCUGUGUUUUUGUUCCUGACUUUGUAGAAUUAAUCAGUUUCCUGUUGUACUGAUGCUGAAACUUUAAAUGUGUGUGUAUUUACAGUGGACACGUGCCUCAUUGGAGCAUUGCUCAAUGUUAAGUUUUAUUUAAUCUGUCAUUGCCUUGCCAAAAAGCUUGUCAUAGUGUUUCGUUUAUGGAUUCAACUUGGUCCGGAGCUCAAACCCCACUGAGAUCAGAAUCAGGUUUAUUAUCACUGUCUUAUAACAUGAAAUGUGUUGUUUUGCGGCAGCAGUACAGUACAAGACGUAAAAAUUACUAUAAAUUACAAAGUAAAUAAAUAGUGAAAA